AUGCUGAGCGGGCUGGUUACGCUCAAGAACAACGACGCGUCACCCAUGGUCGUGUCCGGCGGCGUGUCACUCAUUGCCUCGCUCAAUACCGGCGGGCAGCCGCGGGAGCAGGAGCUGACUCAGCUCCAGUGCGACGGGGCAAAGCCAACCGGCGCCGUCGCUCCCGGCGGCGGCCUCACGUGCCGGUUCUCAAAUAUCCCAGCGCCGCCCGGCGCGUUGCGCGUCUUCGCGCGCGCGCGCGACGCCGGCGGGGCCGCGUACACGAGCGACGCCCUCUCCGUCCCGCGCGGCGGCGCCGGCGGCGCCGGCGUGGCCGCGCUGCAGUCGAGCACGCCGGGCGCGUGCGCCUUUGUCAGCGACAAUUUUUUCGACGGGCAGGAGGAGGAGACGCCCAUCGUUGUGCCGUCCGCCAUAAACCCUAAGACCCUCCAGUCGAUCUCCGCCAACGGCAGCAGCAAGGCCGCUGCGGCGGGCGUCAAGGCUUUCAGGGGAAAGGCGCCCGACGCGUUUGAUGGCCAGGAGGCGAGCCAGCGGAUGUGCGGGAGCGUCUCGUAUACGUAUAAGGCCGAAUUCGGGCCAUUCUCCAGCACCGCCUGCGGCACCUACACGGCCGCCAACCUCGUGUCCACCCUCAUAGAGCUGGCAGGCGACACAUCGCAGGUGUCGGACCUGGGAGUCGUAUCCAUCGCGGUGGAGGGCUGCCCCCGCCCCGGCCCCACUGCCACGCUGGACGCGCCGUCGCUUGCAGUAGUGCGGCAGUACGGCUGGGCCCUAAACGGCACAGUGUCGCCCGGGGCGCUGCUGGUACAGAAGGGGUCGCAGCAGGGGGCGGCGACAGCAGCCUAUACCUACAAGGCGACGCGCACUACCCAGGGGGAGAGCUACGAGCUGAGCGGGACCAUCACAGUGCGCAACCCGACGCCGACGGCGUGGGUCCUGCAGGACGUGAGGGUGGAGGCGCUGAGGCCGACAGAGGUCCAGGCCAUCCUGCCACAGAGCGCGAG
Monoraphidium neglectum is the source of this 1004-nucleotide messenger RNA. RefSeq lists its product as hypothetical. NCBI's taxonomy places the organism in Eukaryota, Viridiplantae, Chlorophyta, Chlorophyceae, Sphaeropleales, Selenastraceae. The record is from RefSeq and is a predicted model, not a curated record. The transcript has 4 exons. The annotation marks the transcript as partial.